AUGAGUUCCAGAAAGCAGGGUUCUCAAACUCGUGGACAACAAUCUGCAGAAGACAACUUCAAAAAACCAACUAGAAGCAACAUGCAAAGAAGUAAGAUGAGAGGGGCUUCUUCAGGAAAGAAAACAGCUGGUCCACAGAAGAAUCUGGAACCAGCCCUCCCGGGCAGAUGUGGAGGUUGCUCAGCACAGGAUCCCCCUUCUGGAUCCAUGAAAAAGACAAGAAAGAACAAGCAGAAGUCUCCUGGAAACUGAGAUGGUAGCAGUACCUGCGAAGUCCCUCAGCCACUUGGGAAGAAAAGGGCCCAGGCUGAUCCCACUGUUGAAAGCAAGGAUACAUUUAAGAAUAGAAUGGAAGUUAAAGUGAAGAUUCCUAAAGAAUUAAAACCAUGGCUUGUUGAGGACUGGGACUUAGUUACCAUGCAGAAGCAGCUGUUUCAAAUGCCUGCUAAGAAAAAUGUAGAUGCCAUUCUAGAAGACUAUGCAAGUUGCAAGAAAUUGCAGGGAAAUGUCAACAAUAAGGAAUAUGCAGUGAAUGAAGUUGUCCCAGGAAUAAAAGAAUACUUCAACGUGAUGUUGGGCACUCAGCUGCUCUACAAAUUUGAGAGGCCCCAGUAUGCUGAAAUCUUCUUGGCUCACCCUGAUGUGCCCAUGUCCCAGGUUUAUGGAGUGCCACACCUACUGAGAUUAUUUGUAAGAAUCGGAGCAAUGCUGGCAUAUACUCUCCUUGAUAAGAAGAGCUCUGCAUUACUGUUGGGCUAUCUGCAUGAUUUUCUAAAAUAUAUGGCAAAGAAUGCUGCAUCUCUGUUUACUUCCAGUGAUUACAAAGUGGCUUUGGCUGAGUGCCACAGCAAAACCCUGUGA
Molecule: messenger RNA, 861 nt
Organism: Molossus molossus (Pallas's mastiff bat)
Lineage: Eukaryota; Metazoa; Chordata; Mammalia; Chiroptera; Molossidae
Product: mortality factor 4-like protein 2
Exons: 2
Biological process (GO): chromatin organization; regulation of DNA-templated transcription
Cellular component (GO): NuA4 histone acetyltransferase complex; nucleus
Source: RefSeq, a predicted model, not a curated record